AUGGAAGAAUCAAUUAACACCGUGAGACUUUAUGCUCAUAGACCAAGACCAGGACAGACAGUUACAGCUCAUUUGACAGAGCUGAGAGCAUUAUAUCUUUCUAUUCCAGAAUAUGGCAUCAAGAUGGUUGGAGUCAAACAAAUGGGUCGGGACGGCACUAUGGGAACCAUUUCCUCAUAUUUAGCCUCACUACCUGGAGCAACUUCAAGCAUGUAG
Messenger RNA from Hemisphaericaspora subhashii, 216 nucleotides. RefSeq lists its product as uncharacterized. NCBI's taxonomy places the organism in Eukaryota, Fungi, Ascomycota, Pichiomycetes, Serinales, Debaryomycetaceae. Bases 1 to 216 code for a protein of 71 amino acids. The record is from RefSeq and is a predicted model, not a curated record. The transcript has a single exon.